AUGAAGCUGCUGGGGGCCGUGCUGGUGGCGCUCACCCUGCUCCUGCCGGGCGCCUGGGGCAGCGAGGCCUCGCGGACCUGCAUCUUCCAGACCCUCAGCGACUCCGACCACGAGUUCUGCAGGGGGGAUUUGGAAGUCAUCUACCCCGAGGUGGGCGACGUGAGCUGCUCCUACAUCCCCAAGUGCCACGGCUACCGCCAGAAGCUGAGCGAGGAGUGGAGCAAGCCCCGCGUGCGCUACCCCUGGGCCAAGAAGAACAAGAAAUACGUCCUGGUGAUGGUGGACCCCGACUCUCCCAACAGAGCCAAGCCCCGGCACCGCUUCUGGAGGCACUGGCUGGUCACUGACAUCCUGGGUUCGGAUCUGAGGGUUGGGAAGAUCAAAGGGAAGGUCCUGACAGAUUACGGGCGGCCCAAGCCCUCGCGCUACAGCGGCUACCACCGCUACCAGUUCCGCCUGUACCGGCAGCCGCAGCACCAGACCAUCUCCCUGAGCUCCGAGGAGCAGCAGUCGCUGGGCACCUGGGACCUGAAGGACUUCGUGGAGGAUUUUCACCUGGGCCACCCUGUGGCCUCGACCCAGUUCCUCACCAAACACUACAAGGAUUAA
This is a messenger RNA of Onychostruthus taczanowskii (white-rumped snowfinch), 609 nucleotides long. It is a transcript of the gene PEBP4, whose product is annotated as phosphatidylethanolamine binding protein 4. NCBI's taxonomy places the organism in Eukaryota, Metazoa, Chordata, Aves, Passeriformes, Passeridae. The record is from RefSeq and is a predicted model, not a curated record. The coding region runs from base 1 to 609 and encodes 202 amino acids. The transcript is spliced from 6 exons.